AUGGCCAACAAAGAGACCCAAACCUCCCUGUCCCCGCACAACACCCGUCAAUCAGCACAUGAUUCGACUAGCCUGCGGACCAUGUUCGACGAUGGCGACACAUACGACGUGGCCGAUGCGUUAGAAAGCAACAGGGGCUCUGCAGAGAACAAGCCCGAGAGAUCUCCAAAUGAGAACGAAAGUGAAAUCGUGGACUGGGAUGGCCCGGAUGAUCCGGAUAUGCCCAAGAAUUUCCCCACAUGGAGAAAGUGGGUGAUCACGAUAAUGCUAGGAAUGAUGACAAUCUGCGUUACAUUCGGCUCUUCGGUCUUCAGCACAGCAACAAAACCGACGGCGAAAAAGUUCGGCGUCUCACCAGAAGUCAUGGUGUUAGCUGUCAGUUUGUUCGUCCUGGGUUUCGCCUUUGGCCCUAUUAUUUUCGGUCCCCUGUCUGAACUGUACGGCCGGAAGCGACCGAUGUUUCUGGGCAUGUUUGUGUUCGCAAUAUUUCAGAUCCCCGUCGCGGUAGCCCAGAACUUGCAGACUAUCUUCAUAUGUCGCUUUCUGGGCGGGCUUUUUGCAAGCGCGCCUCUUGCCAUUGUAUCCGGUAUCUUGGCCGAUAUGUUCGAGCCCGUGGAGCGAGGGAUUGCAAUGGCCAUCUUCGCCGCGGCAACCUUCAUCGGCCCGGUUGCUGGACCAAUCAUCGGGGGGUUCGUAACAAUGUCCUACCUGGGCUGGCGAUGGACGGAGUACAUUACAGCUAUUUGGGCAUUUGCCAUCGCUGGAAUCGGAGUCCUGAUAAUCCCCGAGACGUUCGAGGGGACGUUGCUUACGCAACGCGCCAAGCGACUGCGCACCAAAACCAAGAACUGGGCUCUCCAUGCAAAAGCAGAAGAGAAGAUAGUGAGUUUCCAGAAUAUUGCGGUACAAUAUCUCCUGCGCCCGUUUCAAAUGCUUGUGCAGGAACCCAUUCUUCUGCUUAUUACCCUGUACGUGGGUUUUAUCUAUGGAUUUCUGUACACAUGUUUCGUGGCCUACCCGAUCUCGUUCCAAGAAGAGCGUGGAUGGAAUGAUGGCGUUGGAGCAUUGCCGUUUGUCGCUGUUAUAUGUGGUGUCUUUUGCGCUUGUUUAAUUAUCAUUGCGUUCUCAUUGACGCGGUAUAGAACGUUCAUCCUUCGCAAUGGCCGAGUUCAGCCAGAGGAGCGGUUGAUUCCUAUGGUUAUUGGAGGUAUCCUGUUGCCCGCGGGCAUGUUUUGGUUUGGCUGGACUUCAAAUCCGCACAUCACUUGGGUUCCGCAGGUCGUAUCUGGGGGCUUCUUGGGGUCCGGGGUACUAUUGAUUUUCUUGCAGGGCCUUAACUAUAUCGUUGAUGUGUAUCCCAUGUAUGCAAACUCUGCGAUGGCAGCCAACUCUUUCUUUCGUUCAUGGCUGGGGGCUGGAUUUCCGAUGUUCGCAUCUGCAUUGUUUCACAAUUUGGGCGUCGCUUGGGCGAUGACCUUGCUAGGUUGUCUGACUGCCGCGUUGUUCCCUGUGCCCAUUGUGUUUUUCAUAUAUGGGCCAAAGAUACGAUCAUGGAGUAAGUUUACUGUGAAGGAAGAAUGA
Molecule: messenger RNA, 1581 nt
Organism: Penicillium samsonianum
Lineage: Eukaryota; Fungi; Ascomycota; Eurotiomycetes; Eurotiales; Aspergillaceae
Product: MFS transporter
Exons: 5
Coding region: 1-1581 (526 amino acids)
Biological process (GO): transmembrane transport
Molecular function (GO): transmembrane transporter activity
Source: RefSeq, a predicted model, not a curated record